AUGGCAUAUGUCCUCUCCCUCCGUCCCCAGAGUCCACUGAAACGUUCCUUCAGUGAAACGCCCUACCUGAGGUCCUACUCGACUCUACAGGAAAAAACGCAACAAGCAGCAUUCCCGCAAGUUUCAUCUCGGAUCUCAGUGGGCUCUCUGAAGUCUUUCGCAUCUGUCCAGGCAAGCCCAAGGACCCAGGGCAAUGAAAAUACACCACUAAAACCCAGGAGCCGAUUCAAUUCUACGAAAACUGCCCCCACAGAGACCAGCUUGUCCUACGACUUUCGACAGCCGGACGUGGUGGCUGAGCCCCACCGGUCGUCCUCCUCGACUUACAUAGAAUCACCCGACUUCUCAUUGGAUCAAGAAAACAAGUUGGAUGUCGACCUCGAUAGCCUUAAAAAAGGAAACGACCCGGUCCAAGACGAUGUAAACAACCCAGCCCUCACCGACUCAAAGUCCGAAUCAGACAUUUGCUCCUUUUAUGAUGCGCUCCAGAUCCCACUACCAGACAGCCGGUCAUCCGAUAGCAACCGAUCAUACGACUCUGUCGAAGAACCUGCCCAGAUCGUUUUCGAGAUUAGCCCACCGCCAUUCAAGAGAUGGAUAAGCACACUGAGAAGGAAGCAUGCCCUGAAAGGCACCACAUAUCGGUCCGAAUGGAGAUCUUCCGGUCUUACCGAUACGGGUGACGACUUUGACUCGGCAUUAUGGCUUAUGCCUCACAUCGCUGAAUCACCUCGAAAGGAUUCUGGUUCGGUCUCUUCGUCUCUGGGAUUUGUAACAGCAAUCAAGUCCGCCUCAAUAACUCUAGCGAGCGUCAGUAUAGCUACUUGCUCACAUGGAGGACUUCACAAGAUCAAGUCUAGAGGUAAUAGAAGUAGUGGGCUCUCAGAGGCUAGGAACUCGAUAGACAGUAGUUCUGCCGCCCUGGGGCCAAUCCUGGAUGAAGGGACAUGGAUCCGUUCUGUACAGCGUCGAAAGAUCCUUGAGGAGUUGAUCGCAUCCGAGGAGGGCUACAUUGGGGAUAUCAAGAUCCUGGUCAACGAAUACUUCAUGAUUCUGGCAGCGGUACCGAGCCUCCCUGCUCAUAUCAGAAUGGCAAUACAGCAAAACGUGACACAAAUAUUGCAGUUGCAUGAGGAUAUACUCGGCGAACUUCAUAAGGUUGUUCCGCAUGCAGAAUAUACGCACACCGCACGUCACACAUCCUACCCAGUCACCAAAGCGAAACAUAUCCGCUUCCAUAGCGCUGAUGUGAUACCUGGACGAUUUCAUGAAACUCGGAGACCGAGUCACAAAACUCGCCGUUCCCUUGAUAACGGUACCACUCCAGAUCAUCGGCCGCGUGGUUUAGUGACCGAUACCCAAACUGCCGCAAAUGUGGCCAAGAUCUUCAACAAACACAUGAAACGUUUCUUUGCUUACGAGGAAUACGGCGCCCAAUGGACUGCGAUGUCACAAGAAUUGACCUCGACUUGCAAGAACUUGCCAUCUUGGCAUGCGUACGAAAGAGGUGUUGAGGCGCUGUCUAAAACCCUGACAUCUGAGAACAAUCGCGAGGCGAACAGUCGUAAAGCUCUGAGCUUCUCGGACUUGUUGAUCAAGCCGAUUCAAAGGGUCUGCAAAUACCCUCUUCUUUUCUCGGACUUAUGUCGCUACACGCCUGUCUACGACGAUCCGGAGGCUCAUGCGGAGCUUCAGAAAGCUGUUUCUCACCUACAUGAAGCCAUUCGUGAGGUUAACAAAGCGAAAGACGAUCCAAGGAGAAGGCGACUGAUUGAAGCUACUUGGCAACUUCAAGAUCGCUUGGCUUUCCAAGAAGAGAAGACCAUUUCCCGCACUGCUGUCUUUCGACUAUUAGGGCACGUACUCCUCUGUGGAGUCCUUCACGUGGCGUACCAAUCUCCAGAGCGACCGAAGGGACAAUACAUGAUAUGUGCUCUCUACAAAACGUGCUUGAUUCUUGCUACGACCGAUCCCUCCUCAUACAAGAUCUACAAUGUAGUAGCUGCCAUAUCUCUCGCGAAUGGUAGCAUUGAAGCACCCAACAAUGGCCGAGGACUUCAGUGUCAUACCGCUCAGCAUACUUGGAAGCUUGUCUUUGAACAAGAUCAUCGCAUUUUCGACAUCAUUUUGAGCGCGUGCACAGCGCAAGAAGAAGAAACAUGGAAGCAUAACCUUCAAGAGCGCAUCAAUGCCGAAACUCACGACCUAAGUGAAGAACGUUCUGCUGCUCAGGAUACAUAUUCGUCGCUCUCCUUGGAUAUACGAUUCAUUGGCCCAGUGUUUGGAUCGGAGGAGAAUCUUCGUCGGAGAAUGUCAGUCCACCGGGCUGCAACCAUGGGACCUAAGUCCAACUCCAACCAAGUCAUCAUCCAAGGCACGCAAGCACAGAAGAUCCAAGAGCCUAGCCAAUCCACCGUUUCUCUUCCAGUUGCUCGUUCAAAGUCGCAUUUGUCGUCCCACUUUAUCCCCACGCUGGCUCCCAGAAGAGGAGAGAGGACACGGCUGGAGACAGUCAUAGAAGACGUCUGGACAAAAGACAUGUUGCCUUUCCCAGGCAUGGCUCCUCGUCGUGCAGAGAAUCCUCUCCGGGCUUCGGCCAACUCAGUCAUGCGAAAACUUAGCAUGGCUAGUAUCGCUAGCAACUUCUCCAGACGAUCCCCAAGCUUCACGAGUCUAAGCCAUACACGCUCGGAAGAGUCAUUUUCAGGAAUGCCGGGUCCUUAUGGUGGGAUCAGGGCAAAGUCAGCGCUGUCGGACCGGCGCCCAGCUCCAGCACUAGUCGACUUCCACAAUGCACCAGCAGCAUUCCUCCCCGCCGAUUUUGAACUGCAAGACAAGACGGCUUCUCGCCAGAGACGGUUUGGACAUAAAACAACGUUAGCCUACCGCUCAAGCUAUCGAUCCGCAAAGAAAGCUCGACGUGAUUCAGCGACGCAAAUUCCCAUGCUUCCACAGCGACCAAUGCUACCUAACAGAAUGGGAUGUUCGAAUUGCUCAGACGACACUAUCGUUCAUAAGCGCCCGCAAGGUAAUCCGAAUAGCAUCAUGGAGAACGAGAUUCCGCGAUGCAAAUCGGCGCAGUCAGCGCCCGCGACACGUGCUCCCUCCGUGGCCAGCACCACCGCACCGAAGAAACCAUCGCGUGUGAAGUCUACGCUCCACCGUUUCUUCAAGAAUUGAUGAUCGCUGGGAUUGGAAUAGCCGCCGCAUGCAUACUACACCCCACGCACAGCACCUACAUGCUGGACUACUUUCUAUGUUGUAUGCAUAUCGGCGCGAGCAUGCUGGACACCGGGUUUGCAUGGUUGGGGCCGACGGUUUGGGGUGGCAGGCGGGGCUGCAGCUGCAAGGUACUCCCGCGUACGGGGUUCCAAGGUUCUUUUUCUUUCGGCGUGCUUGUUUUGAAUUGAUUGAUUCCUGACUUGGAGGGGUUGUUUCCUGGGGAGCGAAGAGGGCUUUGGUUGCGUCACGCUGCGGGCGGACUGCUGCACAUCUCAUAGACUGCGAAUAGAUAUCAUCAUCUUACU
Molecule: messenger RNA, 3527 nt
Organism: Mytilinidion resinicola
Lineage: Eukaryota; Fungi; Ascomycota; Dothideomycetes; Mytilinidiales; Mytilinidiaceae
Exons: 6
Coding region: 1-3180 (1059 amino acids)
Biological process (GO): regulation of GTPase activity
Cellular component (GO): cytoplasm
Molecular function (GO): guanyl-nucleotide exchange factor activity
Source: RefSeq, a predicted model, not a curated record